AAAAACUAUAUAAAGGAACCUAACUCAAAUGAACUUAACAUCAAAGCAGAAUCACAUUCCAAAAAACUCACAAUAUCUUUUCAAGAAGAUGGCAAGCAGCCAACUUGUCCUGAUCGUUUCGUUGCUCCUUGCAUUAGCUGUUCCACUGAUAAAUGCCUAUGACAAAGUGCCAACUAAGUCAGUAGAGAAGACUGACAAAGUGGUGGUUGAAGGCAUGGUCUAUUGCCAGAGCUGUGAUAACUAUGGAUCAUGGUCUCUGUCAAAAGCUAAGCCCAUUGCAGGAGCUAAAGUUAGUGUUAUCUGCAAAAAUUACAUGAAAAGAGUCAGCUUCUACAAGGCAUUUAAAACAGAUGAAACUGGCUACUUAUUUGCAGAGCUAGAUGGCUUCAAAAUGGGCCAUUCUUAUCUUGACCAUCCUCUACAUUCAUGUCGCGUAAAAUUGGUCGAUUCUCCUCUCGAAAACUGUGAUGUGUUCACUAAUGUCAACUAUGGAAUCACCGGUGCUCGACUCCGAUUUUUAGACAAGACAUUGAAGCGAAGUAAUUACGAGGCUGUAAUUUAUGCUGCAGGUCCCUUUGCUUUCCGACCAGAUCACUGUCCUCCUAAGCCAGAAUAUUAAUUGAUUUCCAUCAUCUACUUUUACGUUUUUAACUUUCUACUGGUUUUAUGCUUUCAUAAGAGUAUUGAGUAUAAAAUUUCCUUUUCUAUGUAAGCCAAUUGUGCAACAUUCUUCACAUUGCAAGCAACAUUUUGCUCAAUUCAUAAUUGACUCUCCUCUC
Molecule: messenger RNA, 779 nt
Organism: Solanum lycopersicum (tomato)
Lineage: Eukaryota; Viridiplantae; Streptophyta; Magnoliopsida; Solanales; Solanaceae
Product: non-classical arabinogalactan protein 30-like
Source: RefSeq, a predicted model, not a curated record